This is a messenger RNA of Pseudonaja textilis, 6823 nucleotides long. Lineage: Eukaryota; Metazoa; Chordata; Lepidosauria; Squamata; Elapidae. The record is from RefSeq and is a predicted model, not a curated record.
CGCUGUCGGCCCAGUCGCACAAUUAUGAGAAGGAGCCACCAGGCCGCUCCUGCCCUCGCCGCUGCUGCCGCCGCCGCCGCUCUGGAGCCCCAGCCGGAGCCUGCCGCGAGCCGUGCCCGCUGCCUCGGCGGCCACCCCCUCCGCAGCCUCCCGCCACGGCGGCGGCCUUCUGGCGGGGAGACGCCGCCGUCCCCGGCCGCCGCCGCCUCGCCCGGCCGCUUCGGCCUCGCGCCGCUGCCGGGCUCGGCGCCCAUAGAUGGAGACAGGCCCCGGAGCCGAACCCCGAGCCGGAGCCGCCCGGCGUGAGCAGAGCCAGAGCCGCCGGCCACCAGACAGCUCAGCCGCCGCCCGCCGCCCCUGAGGAGGAUGUCCCAGAAAUCUUGGAUAGAAAAUACUUUCACCAAACGGGAAUGUGUCUACAUAAUACCAAGUUCAAAGGAUCCUCACAGAUGCCUUCCAGGAUGUCAGAUUUGUCAGCAACUUGUCAGGUGCUGUUGCGGUCGCUUGGUACGGCAACAUGCCUGCUUCACCGCAAGCCUUGCCAUGAAAUACUCCGAUGUGAAGCUGGGUGAAAAUUUUAACCAGGAACUUGAGGAAUGGUCUGUAGAAAAACAUACAGAGCAGAGUUCAACAGAUGCUUACGGUGUCAUUAAUUUUCAAGGAGGCUCUCAUUCCUACCGAGCGAAGUAUGUACGAUUGUCAUAUGACACCAGACCUGAAGCGAUCCUACAACUUAUGCUUAAAGAAUGGCAGCUGGAACUGCCAAAACUUGUUGUUUCUGUACAUGGAGGGAUGCAAAAAUUUGAGCUUCACCCACGGAUCAAACAGUUGCUUGGUAAAGGUCUCAUUAAAGCUGCAGUAACAACAGGAGCCUGGAUUAUAACUGGAGGGGUGAACACAGGAGUUGCAAAGCACGUUGGCGAUGCCCUGAAGGAGCAUGCCUCCCGAUCAUCUCGAAAGAUUUGCACUAUUGGAAUAGCUCCUUGGGGAGUGAUUGAAAACAGAAAUGAUCUUGUUGGGAAAGAUGUUGUUGCUCCAUAUCAAACUCUGCUAAAUCCUUUAAGCAAAUUAAAUGUCCUGAAUAAUCUUCAUUCCCAUUUCAUAUUGGUGGAUGAUGGCACAGUUGGAAAAUAUGGAGCAGAAGUGAAAUUGCGGAGAGAACUGGAAAAAACAAUCAGUCAGCAACGAAUUCAUGCAAGAAUUGGCCAAGGUGUUCCUGUGGUGGCACUUAUCUUUGAAGGUGGCCCCAAUGUUGUUCUUACUGUUCUGGAGUAUCUUCAGGAAAGCCCUCCUGUGCCAGUUGUGGUCUGCGAGGGGACUGGCAGAGCUGCAGAUAUCUUGGCUUAUGUUUAUAAGCAAACAGAAGAGGGCGGAAGCAUCCCUGAUGGAGCUGAACCUGAAAUCAUUUCAACAAUCAAAAAGACAUUUAAUUUUGGUCAGAGUGAAGCGGUUCAUUUAUUCCAGACACUGCUGGAAUGCAUGAAGAAAAGGGAGCUGAUUACAGUGUUCCACAUUGGGUCUGAUGAACAUCAGGAUAUUGAUGUUGCAAUCCUUACAGCUCUAUUAAAAGGGACAAAUGCUUCUGCAUUUGACCAGCUUAUCCUUACCCUUGCUUGGGAUCGCGUUGACAUUGCCAAAAAUCAUGUUUUUGUUUAUGGACAACAGUGGCUGGUUGGCUCUUUAGAGCAGGCUAUGUUGGAUGCUCUUGUGAUGGACAGAGUUGCCUUUGUGAAACUUCUUAUUGAAAAUGGAGUAAGCAUGCACAAAUUUCUGACAAUUCCCAGACUGGAAGAACUUUACAACACCAAACAAGGCCCAACAAAUCCAGCAUUGUUUCACCUUGUUCGAGAUGUCAAACAGGGAAAUCUUCCUCCAGGGUACAAACUCACUCUGAUUGACGUUGGGCUUGUUGUCGAAUACUUAAUGGGAGGAACCUAUCGGUGCAUGUACACAAGAAAACGCUUCCGAGUGAUCUACAACAGCCUCAGUGGCAGCAACAGGCGCUCCGGGCGAAAUGCUUCAGGCAGCACCCCUCAGUUGCGUAAAAGCCACGAACCUUUUGGGAACAGGGUGGAUAAGAAAGAAAAAAUGCGGCACAAUCACUUCAUCAAAACUGCACAGCCUUACAAACCAAAGGCUGAUACUGCCACAGAUGAAGGGAAAAAGAAAAAAACCAAAGAUGACAUUGUCGAUAUUGAUGAUCCGGAAACCAGGCGCUUUCCAUACCCUCUUAAUGAGCUGUUACUUUGGGCGGUGCUAAUGAAGAGGCAAAAAAUGGCGCUCUUUUUCUGGCAGCAUGGCGAAGAGUCCAUGGCAAAAGCCUUAGUGGCCUGCAAGCUUUACCGUUCCAUGGCCUAUGAAUCAAAACAAAACGACCUGGUCGAUGAUACCUCAGAAGAACUAAAAGAAUACUCCAAUGAGUUUGGAGAGCUGGCCGUUGAGUUAUUAGAGCAGUCCUUUCGGCAAGAUGAAACAAUGGCAAUGAAGUUACUAACCUAUGAGCUAAAAAACUGGAGUAAUGCCACCUGCCUUAAACUAGCCGUGUCUUCACGCCUCCGUCCUUUUGUAGCACACACUUGCACCCAGAUGUUACUAUCGGAUAUGUGGAUGGGAAGGCUGAACAUGAGGAAAAAUUCGUGGUACAAGGUGAUCCUGAGCAUCCUUCUUCCCCCUACUAUAUUAAUGCUGGAAUACAAAACCAAGGCCGAAAUGUCUCACAUUCCUCAGUCCCAAGAUGCACAUCAGAUGACAAUGGAAGACAGUGAAAACAAUUUUCAGAACAUAGCAGAAGAAAUACCAAUGGAAGUGUUCAAAGAAGUCAGGGUCUUGGAUCAUUCUGACGGAAAACCUGAUAUGGAGAGCAUAAUAAAACCUAAGCGGCUUCCCAUUACACGGAAGUUUUACUCUUUUUAUCACGCACCAAUAGUGAAAUUCUGGUUCAACACGUUGGCCUACAUAGGAUUCCUAAUGCUUUAUACCUUUGUGGUUCUUGUGAAAAUGGAAGAAUUGCCUUCGGUUCAGGAAUGGAUUGUCAUUGCUUACAUUUUCACACUGGCGGUUGAGAAAAUCCGUGAGAUCUUUAUGUCAGAAGCUGGGAAGAUUAGUCAGAAGGUUAAAGUGUGGUUCAAUGAUUACUUCAACAUCAGUGAUACAAUAGCCAUUAUCACUUUCUUCAUUGGUUUUGUACUAAGAUUUGGAGCAAAAGGGAACUUCCAUGAAAAUACUUACAAAGUAAAUUACGUUUUCGUUGCUGGAAGACUCACUUACUGCCUGAAUAUCAUCUUUUGGUAUGUCAGACUGUUGGAUUUUCUGGCUGUAAAUCAACAUGCUGGACCCUAUGUCAUGAUGAUUGGGAAAAUGGUGGCGAACAUGUUUUAUAUUGUAGUGAUCAUGGCCCUGGUCCUGCUCAGUUUUGGAGUACCUAGGAAAGCAAUACUUUAUCCUAAUGAAGAACCGUCCUGGGUUCUAGCAAAAGAUAUUGUAUUUCAGCCUUACUGGAUGAUAUUUGGUGAAGUGUAUGCCUAUGAAAUUGACGUAUGUGCAAAUAAUUCGGAAACUAAGCACCUCUGUGUGACAGGAUCAUGGCUAACACCGUUUCUUCAGUCAGUAUACCUUUUUGUGCAGUACAUCAUCAUGGUCAACCUUCUCAUCGCCUUUUUCAACAAUGUGUAUUUACAAGUGAAAGCUAUCUCUAACCUUGUGUGGAAGUAUCAGCGUUAUCAUUUCGUUAUGGCCUAUCAUGAGAAACCCAUUCUACCUCCCCCUCUCAUUAUUCUCAGCCACAUGGCUUCUUUGUGCUACUGCAUUUGCAAACGAAGAAAGAAAGAUAAAAAUUCAGAUGGGCCAAAACUGUUUCUAACAGAAGAAGAUCAGAAGAAGCUUCACGAUUUUGAAGAGUUGUGUGUUGAGAUGUAUUUCAGUGAAAAAGAUAAUAAAUUCCACUGUCGGAGCGAAGAAAGAAUUAGAGUCACCUCUGAACGUGUCGAGCAGAUGUGCAUCCAAAUCAAGGAGGUUGGCGACAGAGUCAACUACAUCAAACGUUCCUUGCAGUCUCUGGACACGCAAAUUGGCCACUUGCAAGACCUCUCUGCUCUCACCGUGGACACGUUGAAAACUCUCACCGCCCAGAAAGCCUCAGAAGCAAGCAAGGUCCACAAUGAAAUCACCCGGGAACUGAGUAUUUCCAAACAUUUGGCCCAGAACCUCAUCGAUGAUGUUCCCUUAAGAUCUUCCAUGUGGAGGAAGCACAGUAUCGGCAACGCGUUCGGUUCUUCUUUCCCCCAAGGAGGCCUUGAAACUAAUAACGCAGCGCUGUGCAACAUAUCUAUGCAAGAAGAAAAAGAUCCAGGACAUAAGAUGACUGGUUUCACCAAGGGGGACGAAUUCAAUUUUCCCGAGGCGGGUUCCUCAGGGGGUGCCUUACUUCCGAAAGCUCUUUCUCCCACAGAACUUCGUCAAAGAGUACAGGGUAUACAAGUCUCCAAAUACAGUAAUAAAGUUAAGAAGGGUGGCAGUUCUCUAAACAGCCUCCCCUAUCUAACGUCUUUGUCCGCUAAGUUUUUUGUGAGCACUCCUUCUCAACCCAUUUGUAAAAACCAGUCGGAAAGCACCUCAAAAGAGGAGGACAUUCUGGUCCCAAAGGCUGCUGAAGGAGAAAACGCCGUUGAGUUUGGUGCAUUUGUGGGUCACAGGGACAGCAUGGAAUUGCAGAGGAUAAUGAGUAAAGAAAAAAGUGAUAGCAUUGAGGAGCAACAGGAAGACUUCAAAAAAGCUAUUCUGGAGGCCAUGGAGAAAGCAAAAGAUAAGGUCAGCAGUAAUACAGAAGGUCCUCUAAGGCACGUUAGUUCGUGUGAAGGCUUCAGUGAAUAUUGUAGAGCUGCGCGAUCAGAGCAAACUCACAAUAAGAGCAGAAGAGCAUCUACUGAGGAGAAUCACCAGGUGGACUCCAAGGCAGCCUUGCUCACAGAUUGGUUGCAAGGUCGAACUUCCUACAGGAAUGAAAUGUCUUCUGAGGAAGAUGCACUGAAUGGUAUAGCUUCCCCUUUCAAGCCCAUUAUGGAUACCACCUACUACUAUUCAGCUGUGGAGAGAAAUAAUUUGAUGAGGUUAUCGCAAAGCAUACCAUUCACCCCGGUGCCUCCAAGAGGAGAACCAGUCACUGUGUAUCGCCUCGAGGAAAGCUCUCCCAACAUUCUGAACAACAGCAUGUCUUCCUGGUCUCAGCUGGGUCUCUGUGCCAAAAUCGAAUUCUUAAGCAAGGAAGAGAUGGGAGGAGGUUUGCGUCGAGCCCUCAAGGUGGCCUGCACCUGGUCCGAGUACGAUAUUUUGAAAUCAGGUCACUUUUACAUCAUCAAAUCGUUUCUCCCCGAAGUUGUCAAUACCUGGUCAAGCAUUUACAAAGAAGACACAGUGUUACAUCUUUGUUUGAGAGAAAUCCAGCAGCAACGGGCCGCCCAGAAGCUCACUUUUGCCUUCAAUCAGAUGAAGCCCAAAUCGAUUCCAUAUUCUCCAAGGUUCUUGGAAGUGUUCCUCUUGUAUUGCCACUCCGCCGGGCAGUGGUUCGCCGUUGAAGAAUGCAUGACUGGAGAAUUCAGGAAGUACAACAACAACAACGGAGACGAAAUCAUUCCAACCAACAUGCUGGAAGAGGUCAUGUUGGCUUUCAGCCAUUGGACGUACGAAUACACGCGGGGAGAGCUGCUGGUCCUCGAUCUGCAAGGUGUCGGAGAAAACCUGACUGAUCCUUCCGUAAUAAAAGCUGAAGAAAAAAGGUCAAGCGAUAUGGUAUUUGGUCCUGCCAACUUGGGAGAAGAUGCCAUUAAGAAUUUCAGAGCUAAGCAUCACUGCAACUCCUGCUGUAGGAAACUUAAGCUUCCAGAUUUGAAAAGAAACGACUACACGCCUGAUAAAAUCCUGCUGCCUCAAGAAGACUCUCCAGAGCUGACUAUUCAGCCCGGGAGCUGCACCAAAGAAUCCAACUCAACUGGUUCCAGACACUUGAUGCUGUAACAUUACACCCUGGCUUUUUACCAAACGCUUGGCAACGGUCAAAUCGGUUCCGGUGCCCUCCUUGUCUCUGUGCUGGCUCUGGCCCUGGAAACUGACCCAUAGUUUUAGGGAGGGGUUCUCGUGAAAUACAGGCGUAGUCUGCAGAGGAGGAGCUGGCAGGCUGCCUAUUUGUUCUUCAAGUUCCUUUUUCCCAAGGUGGAAUCGAAUUAAGUAUUUAUGAAGUAGCUUUUUUUUUUUAAAAAAAAAGAAGCAUUUUAGCGGAAGGAAUUCACUGUCCAUUUUAGUACCUUAUGGUUCUGCAGAGGGUCUCUCUCUCUCUCUCUCUCUCUCUCUCUCUCUCUCUCUCCCUCUCCCUCUCCCUCUCCCUCUCCCUCUCCCUCUCCCUCUCCCCCCCCACUCUUUCUCGGCCCCUUCACGCUGUAGUGCAAUAUGUGUCCAUGACCAAAUGACAUUUUGGCUUUCAAUGGUCCUAAGGCAGAGAGUGUUCCAGGUUAUUGGCAGCUGGUUUCUGUCAAUCUGACCAGAGAAAUGAGAGAAAGCUGCCACCUUCUCUUGCUCCCUUUGCCAAAGGGUUCUUGGACACACCUCAUGGGGUCGGGCUGAAUAUUCACGUGGCUGAAUAGGAACGAACUGCUCCUAAGCAUAUCGGUCUUUGUGCCAGUAAGCAUUGAGCUACAAGGGGUGUGAACCUCUGGUUCCUUUCCCCUCCCCAGGUGUUCAAUCGCCUUGUCUCCUGCAUCAGGAUUCACCCGCGGAAGUGUGGAGCCAGUUUGCAUGGAUGGAUUGUGUGUAAUGAAUUCCCCCCCCCCUUUUU